AUGAAACUACAGUCGUUGAUCGCUUCGUCCGCCCUCUUAAUAACGUCCGCUCUCGCUGCUUCGGCAUCCUCCUCUUCUUCCCAACCACCCUCUUCCUGUUCUAUAAGCUCGCAUGCUACAGCUACAGCGCAGAGCGAUUUGGACAAGUAUAGCGGUUGCGAAACACUGGUGGGAAACCUCACAAUUGGCGGUGGCUUGAAGACAGGUGCUUUGGCCAACGUCAAGAAAAUAAAAGGUUCGCUCACUAUAUUCAACGCUACAAAACUAACUUCAUUCGCUGCGGAUUCUUUACAGUCCAUCACGGAUUCUUUGAACCUGCAAAGUCUGACCAUUCUGACUUCUGCUUCCUUCGGGUCUCUGGAAAGCGUCGACAGUAUAAGUCUGAUUACUCUCCCCGCAAUUUCUAGUUUCACCUCCAACAUCAAAUCUGCUAACAAUAUCUACAUCUCUGACACGUCGCUGCAAUCUGUCGAUGGGUUUUCUGUUUUGAAAAAAGUCAACGUCUUCAACGUAAAUAACAAUAAGCUGCUGACCUCGAUCAAGUCUCCUGUCGAAGCUGUGACGGACGCUCUGCAAUUCUCGUUCAACGGUAACCAAACAAAGAUCAUCUUCGAUGACCUGGUUUGGGCAAACAAUAUCAGUUUGACCGACGUGCACUCUGCUUCUUUUGCUAGUUUGAAAAAGAUUAACUCUUCAUUGGGUUUCAUCAAUAAUUCCAUCUCUAGUUUAAAUUUCACUAAACUAAACACAGUGGGCCAGACCUUCAGCAUCGUCUCCAAUAGUGAGUUGAAAAACUUAUCCUUCUCUAACUUGACAACCAUCGGUGGUGCUCUUGUCAUUGCCAAUAACACACACUUACAAAAAAUUGAUGGUUUCAACAAUCUAACCACCAUUGGCGGUACUCUGGAAGUCAUUGGCAAUUUCACAGUUUUGGAUUUGAACUCUUUGAAAUCUGUCAAGGGUGGUGCCGAUGUUGAAUCCAAAUCAAGCAACUUCUCCUGUAACGCUUUGAAAGCCUUGCAGAAGAAGGGCGAAAUCAAAGGUGACUCGUUUGUUUGCAAGAACGGUGCCACUUCUACGUCUGUCAAACUAUCAUCCACCUCCAAACAGCAAUCGAGCCAAACAACUUCCAAGACCUCUUCCAAAUCUGAGGAAAGAAAGUUCACCGCUGGCGAUGUCAAAGCUGCUGUUUCUGCAUCCAGCGCUGCCAGUUCAAGCUCAAAGAGCUCUAAGGGCAACGCUGCCAUUGUGGCCCCAAUCUCCCAAGUUACUACAUUGAUUGGGCUUUUGACCGCUACCAUCAUGUCCCUGAUAUAA
Molecule: messenger RNA, 1317 nt
Organism: Saccharomyces eubayanus
Lineage: Eukaryota; Fungi; Ascomycota; Saccharomycetes; Saccharomycetales; Saccharomycetaceae
Gene: PST1
Product: Pst1p
Exons: 1
Coding region: 1-1317 (438 amino acids)
Source: RefSeq, a predicted model, not a curated record